Molecule: messenger RNA, 912 nt
Organism: Urocitellus parryii (Arctic ground squirrel)
Lineage: Eukaryota; Metazoa; Chordata; Mammalia; Rodentia; Sciuridae
Gene: Tmco5a
Product: transmembrane and coiled-coil domains 5A
Source: RefSeq, a predicted model, not a curated record
AUGGAAGAAUGCAAGGAAGAACAGCUAGAUUAUGAGUCAGAGAAAAUGGAAAUCUUAAGAUUGGCCCAGUCAAAGAGGAAUAUUAUCAGUUUGAACAUGGACCUUGAAAAGGAUAUGCAGAGAAUAGAUGAAGCAAAUCAAGAACUUCUUCUCCAAAUCCAAGAGAAAGAAAGUGAGAUUCAAAGGCUGGAAAAUGAGGUCACCCAAAUAAGAGAUGCUGUAGAAGAUGAGGAAUGGGAGAAAGAAAACUGUGCCACCAUGGAAAGGGAAAAAGCCUUGCAGGAGGUGGAGGAAGAAACAGCCAGACUAGAAAGAAAGAAUGAGACUCUGGUCCACAGUAUAACGGAACUUCAAAGAAAGCUUACCAGGAAAUCACGAAAGAAAAACAAGCAUGAAGAAGGUGACCAGGAUGAAACUCCAGAAGACUCAACGGUUAAGUUACAACAGCUGGAAGCUUCCUGUGCAGACCAAGAAAAGGAGCUGGUCAAGGUAAUGGAAGAUUAUGCAUUUGUGGCCCGGCUCUGUGAAGAUCAAGCCCUYUGCAUAAAGAAAUACCAAGAAACUUUGAGGAAAAUAGAAGAAGAACUAGAGACUCGAUUCCUUGAGAGAGAAGUAUCAAAAGUCUUAAGCAUGGAAUCUGUGAGAAAAGAUUGUAACAGUCAAAACAAUGAGUACAAUUAUAUCCAAAAAAGAGCAGCUUUGUUCAGUAAAAGGGUUUUUCGUUAUCUCUUUUUCACCACCCUGUUUUUCAUCAGACUGCUGGGAUACGUGCUCUUUCAUUUAAGUUUUAUAAAUCCAGAUCUCCUUGUCAACCUACUGCCCAAACUACUGAACAGGGGUGUCUUGUGGAAGUUGAGAUGCUUCCUCUUUCCAUCUCUCACGCUUGAGACAGAGGACAUGUUACCUCACUGA